This is a messenger RNA of Tripterygium wilfordii, 1068 nucleotides long. Its product is annotated as phosphatidylinositol transfer protein 3-like. The transcript is spliced from 6 exons. The record is from RefSeq and is a predicted model, not a curated record. NCBI's taxonomy places the organism in Eukaryota, Viridiplantae, Streptophyta, Magnoliopsida, Celastrales, Celastraceae. Bases 200 to 964 code for a protein of 254 amino acids.
AGAUUCCUGGAUCGAUAAGAUUCGGCAACCUUUUGCCUCGACUACAUUCAUUCAAUUCUCUGUCUUUGCUUUUUACCGUCGGACUACUACUCUGUCUCUCCCUCUCUCUCAAAAUCGGAUUAGGAGAGGAAGAGACAGAGAGAGAUCUGGUGGGUUUUUGUUGUUGAUAGAAUACAAGAUAUCGUUGGGACUAUUGGAAAUGGAGUUCAAAGAGGUUGUACCAGUAGAGGAUGAUGAGAUGAUACAUGAAAAUGGGGAAGAAAACAGUGAGAUUGAGCGAAGCAAAGUCGGUAUCAUGAGAGCUCUUGUUGAAAGAGAAGAUCCUUCUUCCAAGGAAAUGGAUGAUUUGAUGAUCAGGAGAUUUCUGCGUGCCCGAGAACUGGAUAUUGAGAAGGCUUCUGCCCAAUUCCUGAAAUACUUAAGCUGGAAGCGAGAAUUUCUACCUAAGGGCUCCAUAGCUGAAUCAGAUAUUCCUAAUGAUCUUGCACAGAAUAAGGUGUUUAUGCAAGGUCUUGACAAGAAGGGACGCCCCAUUGUAGUUGCCUUUGGUGGCAGGCAUAGACCCAGCAACACUACCGUAGAAGAGACAAAACGCUUUGUAGUAUACAUUAUUGAGAAAAUAUGUGCCAGAAUGCUGAGUCCACUGGAAAAGUUUCUGGCCAUUGUAGAUCUCGAAGGAUGGGGAUACACUAGUAGUGAUGUUCGUGCAUACCUAGCAGCUCUAUCAAUCUUGCAGGAUUGCUACCCCGAAAGGUUGGGGAAGUUAUUAAUAGUCAAUGUGCCUUACAUGUUCAUGACUGCAUGGAAGUGUGUAUAUCCAUUUAUUGACAGCAAGACCAAAACGAAGAUAGUUUUUGUUGAGAACAAGAAGUUAAGUUCCACUCUGCUUGGUGACAUUGAUGAGAGCCAACUUCCUGACAUAUAUGGAGGCAAACUAGCAUUGGUUCCCAUUCAAGAUAGCUAAUGUGUUGAUUCGACGCAGUGCAAAGCAAUUCUUUAUGCUAUUGCCUUAUUCAGUCUUAUGUGGAGGAUAAAGAAUAAUAUCGUAAAUUUUCAUUUAUUUUCUUA